Molecule: messenger RNA, 1201 nt
Organism: Cucurbita moschata (crookneck pumpkin)
Lineage: Eukaryota; Viridiplantae; Streptophyta; Magnoliopsida; Cucurbitales; Cucurbitaceae
Product: eukaryotic translation initiation factor 6-2-like
Exons: 8
Coding region: 309-1046 (245 amino acids)
Biological process (GO): ribosomal subunit export from nucleus; maturation of 5.8S rRNA; maturation of LSU-rRNA
Cellular component (GO): nucleolus; cytosol; preribosome, large subunit precursor
Molecular function (GO): ribosomal large subunit binding
Source: RefSeq, a predicted model, not a curated record
UAUUUCACGUUCAGAGCCCUCCCUCCCUCCCAUUACCAGUCGCUGCACCCCCACCCCCACCCCGGACGCCGUCUCAGCGGCUGCCGCCGCACGCUGCAAUCCCUCUCCCAUUCUCUAGCCUCUCCCAGCAAUCGGAGUUACUUAUCUCUAUUUUAUUUUCUCAGAAACACGGUGGUUCAGCCCCUAAUCCGCGCCAUUCGUAGGAUCCUGCCGCUGCCGCUCAUUUUCGGAUCCCCUAGGGGUUGCAAGGGAUUUUGAAUUUAUCGUCGAGGAAGGUAGUUGUUAAUUGAAGGUUAUCUUGUGCUACCAUGGCGACCAGGCUUAUGUUUGAGAACUCAUGUGAAAUUGGGGUUUUCUCCAAGCUCACAAAUGCUUAUUGCUUGGUUGCAAUUGGUGGCUCUGAGAACUUCUACAGUGCCUUUGAAUCUGAAUUAGGCGGUGUCAUUCCGGUCGUUAAAACAUCCAUCGAUGGCACGCGCAUUAUUGGUCGUCUAUGUGCUGGAAACAAAAAUGGGCUUCUUGUACCACACACCACUACUGAUCAAGAACUUCAGCAUUUGAGAAACAGCCUACCUGACCAAGUUGUUGUCCAACGUAUACAAGAGAGACUGUCUGCUCUGGGGAAUACAAUUUCUUGUAAUGAUCAUGUUGCUCUCACACAUACUGAUCUCGACCGGGAAACUGAAGAGCUCAUUGCUGAUGUUCUUGGAGUAGAGGUCUUUAGGCAGACGGUAGCAGGCAACGUUCUCGUGGGAAGCUACUGUAGCUUCACGAAUAGGGGUGGCUUGGUUCAUCCACAUACGUCCAUUGAAGAUUUGGAUGAGCUAUCAACCCUUCUUCAGGUCCCUUUAGUUGCUGGAACAGUGAAUCGUGGAAGUGAAGUGAUUGCUGCUGGAUUGAUAGCAAAUGACUGGACUGCAUUUUGUGGUUCAGACACGACUGCGACCGAGUUAUCGGUGAUCGAGAGCGUUUUCAAAUUGAGGGAGGGUCAACCAAGCUCCAUUGUUGAUGAAAUGAGGAAGUCGCUAAUAGACAGUUACGUGUGAAGUGUCAUGUAAUGCUACACCUGAUUCUUGCAAGCAAGCAAUUGUUAUUACUGCUGCCUUUUUCCUUUUGUUAUGUUUAACAACUUUGUGAGUGUGUAAUUCGACUCUGCCCUCAAUAGUGUUUUGGUUGAAAUUGGGAUCCAUAUUUGCUAUUA